AUGGCUUUCCACUCACAUUAUGAAAGAUUUUACUUCUCUAUUUUGUUUUCCCUGUUUGCCAUAACCUCUGCUCAGUUAUCUUCAGAUUUCUAUGGAACAACAUGUCCCAAAGCCCUUUCUACCAUAAAAUCUGCAGUGAGCAGUGCUGUUUACAAAGAGCAUCGCAUGGGGGCAUCCUUGCUUCGUCUUCAUUUCCAUGAUUGCUUUGUUAAUGGAUGUGAUGCAUCAGUUCUAUUGAAUGACACUUCGAGCUUUACUGGAGAGCAAUCAGCUGGUGCAAAUGUGAAUUCUCUGAGAGGUUUUAAUGUAAUUGAUGACAUCAAAACUCAAUUGGAGACUGCUUGUCCUGGAAUUGUUUCUUGUGCAGAUAUUCUUGCUGUUGCUGCCCGUGAUUCUGUUGUAACAUUGGGUGGUCCAUCAUGGACUGUUGGACUAGGCAGAAGAGAUUCAACCACUGCAAGUAAAGAUGCUGCCACUAAGGAUAUCCCAUCCCCUCUUAUGGAUCUUAGUGACCUUAUAUCUGCUUUUUCAAAUAAGGGGUUUAAUGCCCAAGAAAUGGUAGCCCUCUCAGGAGCUCAUACAACAGGGCAAGCCAGAUGCCAGUUGUUCAGAGGCCGGAUUUAUAAUGAAACCAACAUUGAUUCAAAUUUUGCAACAUCAGUAAAGUCAAACUGUCCAAGCACUGAUGGUGACAAUAACCUUUCCCCACUUGAUGUCACCACCAAUGUGUUCUUUGACAAUGCAUAUUUCAAGAAUCUGGUAAACAACAAAGGACUUCUACAUUCUGAUCAGCAACUCUUCAGUGGUGGUUCUACAGACUCUCAGGUUAAAAACUAUAGCACCAACCCUUCAGCUUUCUCUGCAGACUUUGCUAGUGCCAUGGUAAAAAUGGGAAACCUCAGCCCUUUAACAGGGAAAAAUGGCCAGAUUCGUACUAGCUGCAGCAAAGUUAACUAA
This is a messenger RNA of Gastrolobium bilobum, 957 nucleotides long. RefSeq names its product cationic peroxidase 1-like. NCBI's taxonomy places the organism in Eukaryota, Viridiplantae, Streptophyta, Magnoliopsida, Fabales, Fabaceae. The record is from RefSeq and is a predicted model, not a curated record. Gene Ontology annotation, biological process: response to oxidative stress; hydrogen peroxide catabolic process. Gene Ontology annotation, molecular function: peroxidase activity; heme binding. The transcript is spliced from 4 exons. The coding region runs from base 1 to 957 and encodes 318 amino acids.